Molecule: messenger RNA, 906 nt
Organism: Racocetra fulgida
Lineage: Eukaryota; Fungi; Glomeromycota; Glomeromycetes; Diversisporales; Gigasporaceae
Source: the annotation of a GenBank genome assembly
AUGGCUGCCGUUUUCUCUAUGCAAGGUUUCGGCAUUUUAUCUGCGGCUGUAGUAUCGGUUGUUACUCUGGCUCUUUACAAAGACCUUAUAGCUCAAGAUCACAAUUACAUUGAUCAUGUAUGGCGAAUAGUAUUAGGCUUUGGUAUCAUCCCGGGAAUCACUGCCUUAUACUUCCGUUUAACAAUCCCAGAAACACCACGUUACACUAUGGACGUUAUGAAAGAUGUCGAAAAAGCUUCUCAUGACAUUGAUAAUGUAUUAUCGAACAAGACUAUAAAGGACAAAAAUACUGGACCUAAUUAUGUUGUUGAAGUUCCUCGCGCUACCGUUAAGGAUUUUUUGGCAUACUUUGGUAAAUGGGUAAACGGCAAAGUUUUAUUAGGUACCUCUGUCUCGUGGUUCGUGUUAGAUGUUGCUUUCUACGGGUUAAAUAAUUCAAUAAUUCUGCAGGCUAUUGGUUUUUCUGAUGGUCACGAUGUUUAUACUUCUUUAUGGAAUAUGUCUGUUGGCAACAUUAUCAUCACUAUGUUAGGCACUGUUCCUGGAUAUUGGUUUACUGUCUUUCUAGUAGAUAAAUGGGGCCGUGUAAAAAUCCAAUUAAUGGUUUUUCCUACAAGAUAUCGUUCAACGGGACACGGAAUUUCUGCUGCAUCUGGAAAAUUAGGGGCAAUCGUUGCACAAGUUGGUUUUAUAAAUUUAAAAGAUAUUGGAGGUUCAAACGCGUUCGUGAGCCGAUUAUUGUUAAUUUUUGCUGUUUUUAUGUUUAUUGGUAUUUGGACAACAUUGUUGAUACCUGAAACAAUGAAUCAAUCUCUGGAAGAACUUUCAAAUGAGGAUCAAAUCGGUUUUGUUAAACCAGCUAAAAAAAAUCCCACCACUAAAUCUGCUAAUAAUUUGAGUUCCGAA